CGGCCCCGAAGCUUCCGGGGGCCACUUCCUCCUUUGUCUCCUAGCUACGGCUGGUAGCGUUGUUGACAUCCCGGGAGUCUCUGCCGCCGGCCUGAGCCCAGAGUUUCGCGGCCUCCGCGAUGGCAGAAGUGGAAGAAACCUUAAAGAGGAUCCAGAGCCAUAAAGGGGUUAUUGGAACUAUGGUUGUAAAUGCAGAAGGUAUUCCCAUCCGAACAACCUUGGACAACUCAACAACUGUUCAAUAUGCAGGCCUUCUUCAUCACCUGACAAUGAAAGCCAAAAGCACAGUUCGUGAUAUUGAUCCUCAGAACGACCUGACUUUUCUUAGGAUCAGAUCAAAGAAACAUGAAAUCAUGGUAGCUCCAGAUAAGGAAUAUCUUCUGAUCGUCAUUCAGAAUCCAUGUGAAUAGACCUGCGAUGGCCAAGGCUGUCUAAGCGACACUGGGUUAGAAACACUUGGCUCUCUCGUGAUUAUUAAAAUUCUAUUUCAAUCUAACUGACCCUUCAAACAUUCUUUUCUAUUUCUACAUCUAAACUGUUCUGCAUGUCUCAUUUAGUCCCUUUUGAUUAUAUUGUGAAGUUGUACUUUAGUGAUACAAUAAAUGAAUUCUGGUA
Molecule: messenger RNA, 615 nt
Organism: Cercocebus atys (sooty mangabey)
Lineage: Eukaryota; Metazoa; Chordata; Mammalia; Primates; Cercopithecidae
Gene: DYNLRB2
Product: dynein, light chain, roadblock-type 2
Exons: 4
Coding region: 120-410 (96 amino acids)
Biological process (GO): microtubule-based movement
Cellular component (GO): cytoplasmic dynein complex; cytoplasm; centrosome
Molecular function (GO): dynein intermediate chain binding
Source: RefSeq, a predicted model, not a curated record